UUCAUGUCUAUUAUUGUCUAUGGUUGUGGCCAUGAAGGCUUUUGCCAAGCUGAUGCAUUAUUAUUUUUGUUGGAAUUUUAUUUUGUAACUCAAAUUUAAAUCAACCAGCCAUGGCUUUCACAGCAAAAAAGGUGGCCCAAUGUUUAUAAUCUAUAAUCGACGUGAUUUCAAGAUGGAUUUAGUGUAGUUUUCGAUUAAUAAUGUUAUGAAAGUGUCUCUGAUAAUAACAACCAUUUUGUGAUGUUAAAAUGGAAAAAAUGUGGCUUACAUUCGUUUUAGUAUUCUAUUCCUUAGUUAUAACUAGAACAUCGCGUGUGACUGUUCUUCAAGGCGAUUCAUUGCCUCAUCAUGGGCGCUGUGAGCCUAUCACUAUUCAGUUCUGCCAGCAAAUUAAAUACAACCAGACAAUAUUUCCAAACAUACUUAAUCAUGCGAAGCAAGAAGAUGCAGGGCCAGAAGUGCAUCAGUUUACUCCAUUGAUUAAGCUUAACUGCUCUCCGGAUUUACAGAUAUUCCUGUGCUCUGUGUAUGCACCUGUGUGCACUAUUCUAGAUAAACCUCUGCCCCCCUGCAGAAACCUAUGUGAGUCUGCCAGACAUAACUGUGAAUCUAUUAUGUACCUAUAUGGAUUUACAUGGCCUGAAAAUUUAGAAUGUACAAAGUUUCCUGUAUAUGAAGAUGGUGGUGAACUCUGUUUUGGAAACAACAAUGUAACCAACCAUCAAUCACGAAGGCCAGAAGGCAGAAUUCCUAAGGUGGACUAUAAAAACAACUAUCAGAAAGAUCCAUCUAAGCUGCAUGGUGCAAAAGAUUAUGGGUUUGUUUGCCCUGUACAAUUUAAAGUCCCUAAAGGUUUGGAUUUAGAAUACUCCUUGAAAGUUGGGGACAAGGUGGAGCAGGACUGCGGAGCUCCGUGCAGCGGCAUGUUCUUUACCGAAAAGGAAAGGAAAUUUGCAAGACUAUGGACAGGAAUAUGGGCUACUGUGUGUACUUGCAGUUGCCUGUUCAUAGUGUUGACUUUCCUCAUAGAUACUGAUCGCUUCCGGUAUCCAGAGAGACCAAUAAUAUUUCUAUCAUUUUGUUAUUUGAUGGUGGCUGCAGCAUAUGUGAUGGGAUGGAGUUCUGGAGACAGUAUCAGUUGUCAGGGGCCAUUUCCUUCCACAGUAGGAGGGACAAGAUUACCAAACAUAUCAGUUAUUACACAAGGAACUAAGCAUGAACCAUGCACUAUUUUAUUCAUGAUAGUAUAUUUCUUCAGUAUGGCCUCCAGCAUCUGGUGGGUGAUUCUUACCCUGACCUGGUUCUUGGCAGCGGGUCUGAAGUGGGGUCAUGAAGCCAUAGAAGCCAACUCUCAGUACUUCCACUUAGCGGCCUGGGCUGUUCCAGCUAUAAAAACAAUCUCUAUUUUAGCUAUGGGAAAAGUUGAUGGUGAUGUCCUAUCUGGAGUGUGUUAUGUUGGCCUGUGGAACCCUGAAGCAAUGAGAGGCUUUGUCCUUGCUCCACUCUGCGUGUAUCUAGUCCUGGGAACUGUAUUUUUAUUUGCAGGAUUUGUCUCUUUGUUCCGAAUUCGCACUGUUAUGAAACAUGAUGGCACUAAAACUGACAAGCUGGAAAAACUGAUGAUACGCAUUGGAGUAUUUGGGCUGUUAUAUACUGUCCCUGCUCUCAUUGUUAUUGGGUGUCUCUUCUAUGAACAGGCACAUUUUGAUAGUUGGAUGAUAACAUGGCACAGAGAUAUGUGCUCUAACCCUCGGUAUUCCAUACCCUGUCCAUUUACACACAGGGAAAUGGAGCAACCUAAAUUUGUUGUGUUUAUGAUUAAGUACCUGAUGACAAUGAUAGUAGGUAUUGCCUCAAGCUUUUGGAUUUGGUCAGGAAAAACCAUAGUCUCAUGGCGUCAAUUUUUUGAUAAAAUAAAAGGUAAGAGGACUGAAGCAUAUGUGUAAAUACUGUGUCACUCACUGCCCAUCGCAUUUAAUUAAUGAAAUUUCGAAAUUUUUGAUAAGGCUGAUAGUGUACUUUAUCUUGUACUUACUUUAUCUCAUUUAUUUUAAUAAGUUUAAUUUGUGACAUGAAUAUUUUAAAUGUAAUUAAGUUUUAAUUGUAACUAUAAUAAUUUUUUAUUGUGACAUGAAUACUUCGUCCUAGAAUAAGGCAGUCAAUAAGUUAAAACUAACACAGCUGUAACUAAUUUGUUGGUGUCUCCCACCUGUGGUGCUUAUGAUAUUAUUGAAAGCAUAGACAGUGUUAUUAUUUUAUACUUAAUUUUAGGUUUACAAUAAUUUUUAAUGAAAUAUAUUUUGUACUUUAUUUUUUAAGUACAGUAUUAAUAAACUGGUAUUUUUAUCAAAA
Messenger RNA from Plutella xylostella (diamondback moth), 2352 nucleotides. RefSeq names its product frizzled class receptor (gene fz). Gene Ontology annotation, biological process: canonical Wnt signaling pathway; non-canonical Wnt signaling pathway. Gene Ontology annotation, molecular function: Wnt receptor activity; Wnt-protein binding. Lineage: Eukaryota; Metazoa; Arthropoda; Insecta; Lepidoptera; Plutellidae. The record is from RefSeq and is a predicted model, not a curated record. Gene Ontology annotation, cellular component: plasma membrane.